Molecule: messenger RNA, 1478 nt
Organism: Zychaea mexicana
Lineage: Eukaryota; Fungi; Mucoromycota; Mucoromycetes; Mucorales; Lichtheimiaceae
Exons: 3
Coding region: 82-1476 (464 amino acids)
Biological process (GO): carbohydrate metabolic process
Cellular component (GO): membrane
Molecular function (GO): chitin deacetylase activity
Source: RefSeq, a predicted model, not a curated record
GACAGCACUGACUGCCCCUCCCUGACAUAUAAUUUCUUUUUUCUUUCUUUAUUCAAGAACUUGAUGUUUCUUUUAUAGAUCAUGCACUACACAUUACCGUCAGUGACAACAAAAACAGCAGUAGUGGCUCUACUUACUGUUUCCGCGGUUACAGUGGCUGUGACAGCGCAAGAGCAAGAACAAUCUCAAACAUCACCUUAUCUGGCCGUUUCUUCACCUGUAUGGCUCGCUGAUUUCAAAGGACCGCUUGACAAUGCUCGAUCAUCACUUACACUAGACGAGGAUAGCAUAAAGGUGCGACCGCUCGACAAGGUCAGUAACCUAAAUCUCGGCAACUAUCCGCCUCCCAUGAAAGCACCGCCGGUCGACGACCCAGAAGUGCAGGCAGUCAUCAAGCAGCUCGACUGGUCCAAAGUUCCAGAUGCACCUGUCCGGCGAGCAAAAAACGGCGACUUGAAUUUUACUACUUAUGAUACAGAAAGCGAUCCUCACUGCUGGUGGUCAAGCACACUCUGCAAAAAACCUAAGUUGGAUUAUAUUCCUGAAGACGUGAGCUACUGUCCACAUGCCGGUGAUUGGGGUCUCAAUUAUGACGAUGGGCCCUAUCGUGUCUGGAGCGAGGACGAAGAUGAAAAAAAGUAUGAAGAGCCACGACUAUACAACUUUUUGAUCGAACAAGACAAGCAAAAGGCAACCUUGUUCUUUAUCGGUUCCAAUGUCAUGACAUUCCCCGAGGCAGCUCAGCGCGCCUUCAGUGACGGACACACCAUCUGCUCGCAUACCUGGUCACAUCCAUUAAUGACGACACUGAGCAACGAACAAAUCGUGUCUGAGCUUUAUUUUACUCAAAAGGCCAUCAAGGAGGUCGUUGGUAUUACGCCCAAGUGCUGGAGACCACCGUUCGGAGAUAUCGAUGAUCGCGUACGAGCCAUUGCUUGGCUUAUGGGCAUGCGUGCCAUUUUAUGGGACAGAGAUUCCAAUGACUGGGCCUUGGCGGCUCAAAGCAUCAGUGCUGCUACAGUAAAUGGAUAUUUCAAUGAAUGGGUAGAACUCCGAGUAGCCGACAAAGAUAACGAGCACGGACAUAUUCCUCUUCAGCACGAGUCAAGCAACGAAACCAUCAUGCUUACCGAAAAAUGGUUGCCUGAACUAAAGAAGCACUUCAACGUUGUCCCUAUUCAUCAAUGCAUUGGUGACGAGAGUCCAUAUUGGGAGGAUUUAUCGGAGAACCAGUCAGCAGCAGCAGCAGAUAAGCAUGUGGCUCAAGCGGAAAAGCACGACGAUUCUAGUCAACAACAGCAAGAGAAGCAGGAUAAUAGCAACUCGCUACCUCACAACAAGAUUGCCAUAGGCUCUAACAAGACGUUAUCCAAAGAUCAUCAUCAAAAACUCCCUACAUCUGCUGCACCUUCUUUCCAUGCCAUAGACUUUACACUCUUACUAUCUACCAUAAUUCUUUUUGUUGUAUUCGCUUAAAC